AACAAAGAUGGCGGCGCUUGGUACAGCACGGUGCUUAUUCCGGAGCUACUCACGAGUGAAAAAUGUGCAGAGAAGCAAGCAAGUGUUGAUGAAAUGUAGCGUCCGGACGUUUUGUAGUGAAACACAAGACCACGCCCUCACAGACAAUGCAAAGCCCCACUUCACGGAUCCAGCUGUGCAGGACAUCCUCACCAGGAUAACAGGCCUGGAUCUACAGAAAGUGUUCCGACCCAUUAAGCAGGAGCUGAAGCCGCCCACGUAUAAACUCAUGACGGACGAACAACUGGAGCAGGCUGUUGAGCUCGCAGCAGAGCAAGCUAAGAAGCUGCUGCAGAUGCCCCCCGUCCUGCCGGAGAGGAAGCCCAUCAGUGAUGUGCUGUCUGAGGAUAAAAUGCUCGAUGGCAUGGACACAGCCAAAUAUGUUUUCACAGACAUCACCUACGAAAUCCCACACAGGGAGAGAUUUAUAGUUGUUCGGGAGCCUAAUGGAACUCUUAGGAAGGCGACCUGGGAGGAGAGAGACCGGCUUAUUCAGGCCUACUUCCCCAAGACUGGACGCAAGAUCACACCACCUGUCCUCUUCAAAGACGCGAACCUCAAGACGGUGUUUUCCCAGGACCGUCAUGAAGAUGUGUUGGACCUGUGUCUGGUCCAGUUUGAGCCAGACUCCUCAGAGUACAUCAGGGUCCAUGCAGCCACAUAUGAGGACUUGGACAAACAUGGCAAAUAUGACCUGCUGCGCUCCACCAGACACUUUGGAGGCAUGACCUGGUACCUGGUCAACGCUCGCAGGGUGGACGGGCUCGUCGUGGACAUGCUGACGAGACAGCUGUUUCAGGAUGCCGUUAGCCUCGUGUCUCUGUUCCACAUGGUCCACCCCCACAGUGAGUCAGCUCAGGAAGCUGCCAGCCAGCAGGCCGCUGACACCGACCUGCUUAAGAUCUACGCCCAGAAGGAGUCCCAGAAGUCGGGCUACAUCGAGCUGGCUCUGCAGGCGUACGAACAGACGGCCGCUGAGGGCUCUGCUGCCUGACCGGCUCGCACGUACGCACAAGUAUAGAAAUUCAUCCACAAUGAGGAAUGGUACCCAGAACCAGAGGCACAGAAUGGAAAUUGCCUCCCAUUUGUAAAACAUGACAGCUUCUGUUCUUUCCCUGAGCGGGUCCAAAGUGAAAUGUGCAUCUUUACUGAAAGGAAAGCUUCACAGCCAUCAGUUUGAAGAAUUAACUCUGGAAACAUCUUGCACAAUGGUUCAAGAUGAGAAAUGUUUUAUCAUUUCUCACGGAGAGGAAAUGUCUACAUGUGAGUCAAACUUUAUGUGUCAACUUAUAUAAUGUACAUAACAAAAUAAAGACAGUCUUUGUACCCGA
Stegastes partitus (bicolor damselfish) is the source of this 1370-nucleotide messenger RNA. RefSeq names its product 28S ribosomal protein S22, mitochondrial-like. Lineage: Eukaryota; Metazoa; Chordata; Actinopteri; Pomacentridae. Gene Ontology annotation, molecular function: structural constituent of ribosome. The transcript has 8 exons. The record is from RefSeq and is a predicted model, not a curated record. Gene Ontology annotation, cellular component: mitochondrial small ribosomal subunit. Bases 8 to 1033 code for a protein of 341 amino acids.